Molecule: messenger RNA, 715 nt
Organism: Mercenaria mercenaria
Lineage: Eukaryota; Metazoa; Mollusca; Bivalvia; Venerida; Veneridae
Exons: 2
Coding region: 183-665 (160 amino acids)
Source: RefSeq, a predicted model, not a curated record
AUAAAACAUGUCACAUAAUAGGCUAAAGUGCAAGGUUAAUGGUAAACACUGGGCGAAGCAAAAUGAAUAAGUUACAUAAAAGCGCAUGUCAAUCAAAGUGUGACCGCAGUAUAUGGCCAUUUGGACAUUUAAGUACAAGCUAAAUGCACAUCUAGUCUUUCACGCGUCUAAGAUCUUCAAAUAUGGCAAAGAUUUACGGAAUAUGUUUUGCUACUUUGGGUUUGAUUGUGGCAUUUUCUUUCGUUCAUAGCCAGCAAACCAGUUCCAAAUCACCCUUGGAGAAACAGCUGAGAGCAAAUUUAACCAAACUUGUUCAGUUUGUCAUUCAUCCUACUGCAAAACCGUCGACGGAGCUGAUUUCCCAUGCUCUUGCCGCCGGAAGUAUACCCACCACCGAGAUGGAGAGAGUUGCCUACCUCGGUAUUUUACAGCGGAUAGCCAGAAAUACGCCCGAACUCGUCAAACAGUUUACAACUGUCACUUCCAAUCCUGAUGGUGCCCAGACUAAAAGCGUAGACGAAAUAGGUCUUUCCAGUUAUGUUGUAAUGAGGGCCCUACAGUAUGUACAAAAAGAACAUAAUGCUAUAGCGGCCCGAGGAAAUCUCAGCGAUAUUGUGAAUACAGCGUCGGCAGCAUCCAGUGUGAGGAACGCAGCUACCAUUUAAACUUUUUUAAAUUGCUAAAUGUUGAACAAUAAUAAAAGUAAAGUAUUGUU